CAUCAAUUUCAAUUGGCUCGGUUCUUUUAUUGGGGUGGUGACGGUAACUUUGUUCCUCGAAGAAGAACACUUAAUUUAAUUAAAUUUACUAUAAAAUAGUAAAUAUAAAUAAAGCUAUAAGAUAAUAAUUCAGUAUUUGGGUUUACACGCUUAAAUACCUCCUCCAACUGCAAACACAUAUUGGUAAAAACUUAUCUUUCAGCAACACACAGAAGUUAUUAAAUAAAUAAUUUGUUUAUGAAAAAGUAUCUAAAAAUAUUAGUCACUCCAUUUGCAUAACAGAAUGCUCAUGGCCACACUCUAAAGCGUAAAGAAGAAUGAAUCAAGGAUUGGCAAUGGCAUUUCUCUGAACAUACUAUAUUGUCAUUGAAGUAAAUUAUCUAAACAAUUAGCACGAGUUAACGGUGACGUUUUAUCUUCAUUAUUAUUGGUGGUGCAUAGUUUAUUUUGUCAUCAAUUCGUCAUAACUCCGCUUCAUUUGCAGUACAUACAUACAUUCUUAAAUAAUUAUCUAGUAAAGGUAUAAAAAUGGUGGCCAUUCCAUAUUUAUUUGAUGAAAUUCAAAGGAUAUUCAAAAAUACUCCAUUAUAUGCGAUCAUUUUGGAAGCUUUUCUCUUACUAUCGGUAAUUUGGCUUUUGCUUUAUAAACGCAAUGGACGCAAACGCUAUAGCAAAGAGGAGGAAGAGGAAAUAAUAGCCAGCUAUGAGCCUGAACCUUUAGUUGCGCAUACUGAUCCUAAUCAUCCACUUUUACGUACCCAUUUAGUUCAAUCGAAAGUAGGAAAACGUGUGGUAGUCGAUGGUAAUGAUUGUCUCAAUUUAGCCACCCAUAACUACUUAGGUUUGCUGGAGGAUGAUCAAAUUUUAGAGGAUGCUUGUAAAAGUCUUCGAAAAUAUGGUGUUGGUUCCUGUGGACCUAGGGGGUUUUACGGUACCAUGGAUGUUCAUUUGGAAUUGGAAGAACGUAUAGCUAAAUUCAUGGAAAUGGAGGAAGCUGUUGUAUAUUCCUAUGGAUUUUCGACCGUUGCUAGUGCCAUUCCAGCAUACUCCAAACGAGGAGACAUAAUUUUUGUCGAUGAAGCUUGCAAUUUUGCUAUACAAAAAGGCCUUGACGCUUCGCGUAGUACAAUCUAUUAUUUUAAGCAUAAUAAUAUGAAAGAUUUGGAACGUUUAUUAGUAGAACAGGCUGCAAGAGAUCUAAAGAAUCCCAAAAAAUCAUCAAAAACUCGUCGAUUUUUGGUAGUUGAGGGUAUCUUCAUAAAUACAGGCGAAAUUUGUCCAUUACCCGAAUUAGUGGAGCUUAGAUCGAAAUAUAAACUUCGAUUAUUCCUGGACGAGAGUGUUUCAUUUGGAGUUUUGGGUAAAAGUGGUCGUGGUCUUACUGAACAUUUUAAUGUCAAUCGUGGUGAUGUUGACCUCAUAUCGGCAGGCAUGGAAUGGGCUGUUGGCUCUAUUGGAGGAUUUUGUGUUGGUUCCCAUUUUAUAGUAGAACAUCAACGUCUCUCCGGCCUAGGUUAUUGUUUUUCAGCCUCAUUACCUCCAAUGUUGUGUCAGGCUGCAAUUUCAGGCUUAAAUCGAUUUGAGAAGGAACCCAAAAUAUUUGAAGAAUUGCAAAAUAACUCUAAACUUUUGCACAAUAUAUUUUCAAAGUUAUCAAAACUUCAACUUAAAGGCAACGAACUGUCUCCCGUAAAACAUCUGUACAUUGCCACACCCUUAGACGAUUCCAGCGAAGAAGAAAGAUGUCUAACAACAAUAUCGAACAAGUGUAUUUCCCGGGGCAUUGCUGUUAUUCAAGCUUGCUAUCUUCAUAACAUGGAAAAGCAUCCUAUACGUCAUAGCAUACGUAUAACUACAAACCGCCUUUUAACUAAACAAGAGAUGGAACAUGCAUUCAAUAUCAUUGAAGAAGUUGCAAAUGAUAUAUUACCAUAAUUUAUUGUUUUGUUACUAUUGUACAAAUUUAUUUAAAAAAUGUACAAACAUGCUUAUUUAAGUACAUAUAUUCAAUUUAAACAAAAAAUUAAAAAUUAAUGACUUUUAUUUGUGUAUUAAAAAAAAAACUGCACAUAAUCUAAUCACAAUAAAAAUAUAAGAUAAAACAG
Lucilia sericata (common green bottle fly) is the source of this 2105-nucleotide messenger RNA. It is a transcript of the gene Spt-I, whose product is annotated as serine palmitoyltransferase 1. The transcript has 7 exons. The record is from RefSeq and is a predicted model, not a curated record. Lineage: Eukaryota; Metazoa; Arthropoda; Insecta; Diptera; Calliphoridae. Gene Ontology annotation, cellular component: endoplasmic reticulum. Gene Ontology annotation, biological process: sphingosine biosynthetic process; ceramide biosynthetic process. Bases 529 to 1935 code for a protein of 468 amino acids. Gene Ontology annotation, molecular function: pyridoxal phosphate binding; serine C-palmitoyltransferase activity.